AAAGUAUUAAUGAUGCAAGAAAAAGAAGAAAUAUCUUCUAAUAAUGAAUAGCCUAAUAAAAAUAGCAUGAUAAAAAAACAAAAAAAGAAAAAUGAAUAUGAUUAUCAUAGAAAAAAGCGAAGAGGCUCUGAUGGAACAAACAGUAAAAAAUCAGGUCAAAAAUUUUCGUAAGAUGAAGAUAAGCGUAUUUUGUAAUUAGUACUUAAUAAUGGACCUAAAUUUUAAAAGAUUCAUAGACAUUUCCCUGGAAAAACUUUGGCUAUGGUGAAAAAUCGAUAUUAUAAAUAUUUGCGCUUUAGAUGGGAAAUUUUAGGAGAGUAUCAUUUUAUUAAUUUAGAAAUUACAAACAUUUAAGUGUUCCAUAAGAAUAAUUGGAGACUUUGUGUGAGCAACAAAAAAAUGUGAGUAAUAUACUAAAUGCAGAAAAAGAUGAUCUCGUAUCUCAAAUAACAUCCCGAACUGCAUUACUAUAAAAUGCUCGAAUGUUUGUUGAAUAUUUAGUUGAAUAAUUAUUGUGAC
Paramecium sonneborni is the source of this 519-nucleotide messenger RNA. Lineage: Eukaryota; Ciliophora; Oligohymenophorea; Peniculida; Parameciidae. The record is from the annotation of a GenBank genome assembly.